AUGAAUCGUAAGCAAAAUGUAAACCGAGACAUCAGAACUGUUGAUGCGUGUUUAAUUUGGUUAUCUUCCUCAUCGAUUAUUUCCCUCACGGAUCCCAGAAGUUAUUAUCUUGCAUUGUCACAAAUAUCGGUCUUUUCUGUUAAAAAUAAGUACAAGGAUAAGAACGCAUCCAUCAAGAAAAAAUGCCCACCGUGUCGCCAGCAACCCUGA
Fasciola hepatica (liver fluke) is the source of this 210-nucleotide messenger RNA. The record is from the annotation of a GenBank genome assembly. Lineage: Eukaryota; Metazoa; Platyhelminthes; Trematoda; Plagiorchiida; Fasciolidae.